Messenger RNA from Cotesia congregata, 1215 nucleotides. Lineage: Eukaryota; Metazoa; Arthropoda; Insecta; Hymenoptera; Braconidae. The record is from the annotation of a GenBank genome assembly.
AUGUUCAUACGAAAUACAGUAAUUAGUCAACAAUCGGAUAAAUUAAUUCGUUCAACUUUUUUCAACAGUGUUCUUCUUUUGAUAUUUCUUCACUUAUCGAAUGCAGAUAUACGUUUGAGAAGAAAUGUCAAUAAGUAUCCAGAUUUACUAGAGAUUCCAUCAGAGGGAAGAAAUAAAUCUUCAGUGAUUGAAGAUGUUCUCAAUCGACAGCAGCGUGAUAUUCAACUUAGUAUGAAGAACUACAAGUACCCCAAAAGCAAUCAUGGAUCGAAUAUCAGCGAUAUUGAUGACCUGCUAAUAAACAAAGGUGGAAGACCAUUGAGAAGUGUCAUCCUCGGUUAUUGGCGAGGUGGAAGUACUUUUCUUGGUGAAAUACUAAACUCACAUCCAGCAAAUUUUUAUCAUUUUGAACCGCUGCUAGAUUUUGGAAUUGUAAGGAUACGAAGUCCUCCUUUGGCAGAAGAAGCAAUCGCUAAUCUCAUUGCAUUGUUCAACUGCGACUAUGAUAAAUUACAGCAUUAUAUUGAAUACGGAAAAACUACCCCUUGGGGCUUUAAAUACAAUCCUCGCUUGUGGAAAAAUUGUGAGACUUAUAAAAAUAUUUGUUGGGAUUCUAAUUAUCUAAGAGAAUUUUGUCGAUUGUUUCCUUUUCAAUCGAUGAAAAUUUUAAGAUUGACAUUGCAAAUUGCUCAAGUUUUGCUGCAGGAUGAAAAACUUGGAGUUCACAUGGCAUUAUUAGUAAGAGAUCCACGAGGACUGGUACAGUCACGCAAACAUCCAAAAUGGUGUCAAGAUAGCCACGACUGUUCAGACCCAGCACUUUUAUGUGCUGACAUGGUGUCAGACUAUGAAAUCGCCACUCAGCUUAAAAAGAAAUAUCCACAUAGCUUCAAGGUGAUUCGCUAUGAAGAUCUAUCUACUGAUCCAAUCUCUGAAUCAAAGGAGCUGUUCAAUUUUUAUGGUCUCAAUUUUCACAGUGACGUACAGAAUUAUUUAGAGACUCACACAUUGAGUGACUCUGGUGGUAAAUUUAGCACUUUUCGUAAUUCAAAAGCUACUCCAUUUCAUUGGCGUGAUGAUCUUGACUUUGAAGAAGUUCAAGAGAUUCAACGUGUUUGCUCAACUGCUAUGAGACUGUGGGGUUACGCGAUGGCUGCUAACCAAACUCAUCAAAAAGAAUUUAAUCCAGUUAUUAGAAAUUAUCGUCUUCUUUGA